Molecule: messenger RNA, 1986 nt
Organism: Gadus macrocephalus (Pacific cod)
Lineage: Eukaryota; Metazoa; Chordata; Actinopteri; Gadiformes; Gadidae
Gene: pigk
Product: phosphatidylinositol glycan anchor biosynthesis, class K
Exons: 10
Coding region: 51-1376 (441 amino acids)
Biological process (GO): attachment of GPI anchor to protein; proteolysis; protein localization to cell surface
Cellular component (GO): GPI-anchor transamidase complex
Molecular function (GO): GPI-anchor transamidase activity
Source: RefSeq, a predicted model, not a curated record
CGUCAUUGGUCGGUUCAGCCCCAGCUGUUGGCUUUACUUCCGCGAUCACAAUGGCUAGGCAUUGUACGGUCAAAAUAUUCGUUUUAUUGAGCUUAUUUAAUUUAUCUUUUCUAGUCAGCACUAAUAAUAUCGAGGACAAAGCAGGUCAGUUCUUCAAUAGUGGACAUACUAACAACUGGGCAGUAUUGGUGUGCACUUCUAGAUUCUGGUUCAACUACCGUCAUGUGGCCAACACCCUCUCAGUCUACCGCAGCGUCAAGAGGCUGGGGAUCCCGGACAGCCGCAUAGUUCUGAUGCUGGCAGAUGAUAUGGCUUGUAACCAUAGAAACCCAAAGCCUGCCACAGUCUUCAGCCACAAGAACAUGGAGCUGAACGUUUACGGUGACGAUGUGGAGGUGGACUACCGCGGCUAUGAGGUGACGGUGGAGAACUUCCUGCGUGUCCUGACUGGCCGGCUCCCCGCCAGCACGCCUCGCUCCAAGCGGCUUCUCUCGGACGACCGCAGCAACAUCCUCAUCUACCUGACCGGUCAUGGCGGGAACGGCUUUCUGAAGUUCCAGGACUCCGAGGAGAUCAGUAACGUAGAGCUGGCCGACGCCUUCGAGCAGAUGUGGCAGAAGAGAAGGUACAACGAGCUGCUGUUCAUCAUCGACACGUGCCAGGGCGCCUCCAUGUACGAGCGCUUCUACUCCCCCAACCUGAUGGCUCUGGCCAGCAGCCAGGUCGGAGAGGACUCUCUGUCUCACCAACCCGACCUGGCCAUCGGCGUGCACCUGAUGGACCGCUACACCUUCUACCUGCUGGAGUUCCUGGAGGACAUCCACCCCUCCAGCACCACCAACAUGAACCAGCUGUUCAAGGUGUGCCCCAAGAGUCAGUGUGUGUCCACCCCGGGCCACCGUACCGACCUUUUCCUGAGGGACCCAGGACGUGUCCUCAUCACGGACUUCUUCGGAAGCGUCCGCAAAGUGGAGAUCACCAUGGAAACCAUCAACCUGUCGAGCCCCAUGGAGCCUUUGCCAGAGAGGAUACUGUCUGAGGACCGGCAGAGAGAAACGCAGUACUAUGUGGACCAAUUGCCGGUGUCUGGGAUCAUCCAUCAGGUGAACACACGCACGCACGCACGCACACGCACGCACGCACGCACACGCACGCACGCACGCACACGCACACGCACACGCACACACACACACCCUCCCCCCCAUUGUUCUGGAACACGUUCAUAUUAUAAAGUGCACCAACUUCGACACUCGGCUGACAGUGACCUUCACACAUCACCUCUUUCCUUCUCUUUAGAAAAGUUUUUCCAUUUACGUACCUUUUUAAAAUCUCCCACGUUGGCACUUGUGCUAAAGCAGCAAAAGGAACCACAUUAAUCAUCUUUGCUGAGGACGUGAGGACAAAUUAUGGCUGCAUGCGGUUUUUGUUCUUUUCUUUCCGAUCACGUCUGGGCGCGACAUUUUUAGGUUUCGGGGGCCAAUUCCCUACGAGGAAGGACUUUUUCUGUGCUCAUAUUUGGGUUACCCUUGGCAAGAACCACAGUCCCGACAUCAUGCCCCCAUGCAUAUCUAAAUGGGAUUCUGCGGUAGAAGGAGAAUAUGAAUUUAAAACCAGGGAAUGUGCUUUCGUCUUCUCCAGAUUUGUUGCAAUUUACGACUAAUUCCUCCAAAUUUCUCGCUAUGACUAAUUUCUACAAAGUCGUCCCAAACAACGUCUCCGAUCGCACGUCCCUUGUGUCCCCCCAUCAAAGUUAACAUUAAAAACAUUAAAAUGAAAGGCCCUCUAUGCCAACGAAUGUCUUAAGCUGGCAUCGAGAAGGCUUCACAGAAUGUGACCCUUUGGCUCAUUUCUGUGUUCAGCGAGUGGCGCCGAUGUGUUGAGUGUCAACGGCUGAGCAUGACCCGAGCUGGUGCUCUCCCCAUGGCGUGUGUGUGUGUGUGUGUGUGUGUGUGUGUGUGUGUGUGUGUGUGUGUGUGUGUGUGUGUG